AAACAUGCAUUUCACUUUUAUCUCUUUAUACUUAUCGCACUCGAUUAUAGUCUCCUAAAACCCUAAAUUCUAUUUCUUCGCUCCUUACAUAUCAUCUCUCUACCUGCAGCCGCACAACACCUCCUUUGUCUUUUAAACUCUUCUUCUUCUUCCUCUCUUCACACCAGUUUUGCAGAGAUGGGCGAAGAAGUGAAGGCAGGGCCAGUGGUUCCAGAAUCAGUGUUGAAGAAGAGAAAGAGAGAGGAGCAAUGGGCUCUUGCCAAAAAGCAAGGCCUUGAAUCUGCAAAGAAGAAGAACUCCGAAAACCGCAAGUUGAUUUACAACCGGGCCAAGCAGUAUGCCAAGGAGUAUGAUGAACAGCAAAAGGAGUUGAUUAGUUUGAAGCGUGAGGCGAAGCUGAAGGGUGGAUUUUAUGUCAACCCAGAGGCCAAGCUGUUGUUCAUUGUCAGGAUUCGUGGAAUCAAUGCCAUUGACCCAAAAACUAAGAAGAUUUUGCAACUUCUGCGUUUGAGACAGAUAUUCAAUGGUGUCUUCUUGAAAGUAAACAAGGCCACAUUGAACAUGUUGCAUAGGGUUGAACCCUAUGUGACUUAUGGGUAUCCUAAUUUGAAGAGUGUCAAAGAACUAAUCUACAAGAGGGGUUAUGGGAAACUUAACAAACAGAGAACCGCUUUGACUGACAAUUCAAUUGUUGAACAGGCUUUGGGCAAGUUUGGAAUUAUCUGCGUGGAGGACCUCAUCCAUGAGAUUUUGACUGUUGGACCUCACUUCAAGGAGGCAAAUAACUUUCUCUGGCCAUUUAAGCUCAAGGCACCCCUGGGUGGUCUAAAGAAGAAGAGAAACCACUAUGUCGAAGGUGGUGAUGCUGGAAACCGUGAAGAUUACAUCAACGAGCUCAUCAGGAGGAUGAAUUAGGUUUAUGCAAGAUAUUGAUAUUUUUGUUUUCCAGAUUGAGGUGUUUACUUUCUUUUAUCUUGUCAAUCAACUUUAUCGGACUUUUAGUUCCCCUAUUUCAUUGUUAAAUUUAAGUCGUAUCUUUACAAAUGGUUUUCCUUGUCAGUCUUAUUGAUUUUCCUUUCCCUGAAAUGGUGUGGGAUGCAAAUUUCAAAGCACUGGAGUCUCCGUAUUAGUCAUUUGAAACAGUGAAAGCAUUUCAAUUGAUUA
This is a messenger RNA of Prunus mume (Japanese apricot), 1164 nucleotides long. RefSeq names its product large ribosomal subunit protein uL30y-like. Gene Ontology annotation, molecular function: structural constituent of ribosome; RNA binding. Gene Ontology annotation, biological process: maturation of LSU-rRNA from tricistronic rRNA transcript (SSU-rRNA, 5.8S rRNA, LSU-rRNA). The record is from RefSeq and is a predicted model, not a curated record. NCBI's taxonomy places the organism in Eukaryota, Viridiplantae, Streptophyta, Magnoliopsida, Rosales, Rosaceae. Gene Ontology annotation, cellular component: cytosolic large ribosomal subunit.